UCGGGGAGAGGUGGCGGGAGGUGGGAUGUGAGGUGACAGAAUCCCAAAUUGCUCUUAGUCGGGAGGGAUCUUAAAGGUGACAUCGUUCCACCUCCUGCCAUGGCCUUACCACAGAGACCUGAUGGAAAAGGAAAGAUAAAUGUCCCACCUGUGCCAUGAGAGCGCGGACCAUCCUCUCCCUCACCCAUGUUUAUCCACCCCGGCCCGUUUUAGGUACAUCUUGUCCAUCACGAACGAGGAGGAGAUCCGGGAGUACGUUGUGGACCUUGUUCAGGGCACGGACGGGAAGAAGAGCUGGUUUGUGGAAGAGCUGCUGAGCCGGUGGAGGAAAUCUGCCCAGCUGCCCUCCGAGCCCUUCCCGCCCAGGAGAGCAGCAGUGGGGUCAGCAGCAGUAGCAUUUCCUGCAAGAAGAAGCCCAAGUAUGUCAGCCUGUACACCAGAGAGGGGCAGGACAGGCUGGCCGUGCUCAUCCCAGGCCGCCACGCCUGCGAGUGCCUGGGCCAGAAGCACAAACUCAUCAACAACUGCCUGGAGUGCGGGCGCAUUGUGUGUGAGCAGGAGGGCUCUGGGCCCUGCCUCUUCUGUGGGGCCCUGGUGUGCACUAAAGAAGAGCAGGACAUUCUUCAGCGGGACUCCAACAAGAGCCAGAAGCUGCUGAAGAAGCUCAUGGCAGGUGCUGAAAGUUCAGGGAAUUUGGAUGCCAUAAGCAAAGGCCUGCUGCCUCAGCAGGAAGCAAGACUCAAAUCAGGCCUGGAGAUGGCUGUGAAGCACAAGGACAAACUGCUGGAGUUUGAUAGGACAAGCGUGCGGCGGACGCAGGUCAUUGAUGACGAGUCGGAUUACUUUGCCACGGACUCCAACCAGUGGCUGUCCAAGCAGGAGAGGGAAGCGCUCCAGAAGAGGGAGCAGGAGCUGCGGGAGCUGCGCCACGCCUCCCGGCUGGCCAGGAAAAUCACCAUCGACUUCGCUGGCAGGCAGAUCUUGGAGGAGGACAGCAACAUGGCUGAGUACCACAGCAAGCUGGAUGAGACCAUUGCAGCCAUGAGCUGUGGUGCCCUGAGCGAGCCAGCCAGGAGCCCUGGGGCAGAGAUGACACCAAACUCGGGGGUUUUGGUGAAUCCCCGUCUCCUCCAGCCUGCUCCUUUGUGGGUGGACCAGACUGGUUUGCUCCCACCAAGGAAAGCUGUUCAUUCCAUGGAGGCUGGAGGCGAGGGUGGCUCGGAGCGGAGCCGCCUGCGGAUCCAGGACCGGGAGCUGCAGGAGAUCUCGGAUGAUGGAUGGUGCCUCAGCCUGCACCAGCCUUGGGCUUCCCUGCUUGUGAGAGGCAUCAAAAGGGUGGAGGGCAGGACCUGGUACACAUCUCAUCGAGGCAGGUUAUGGAUUGCAGCUACUGCUAAAAGACCUUCCCCUCAGGAAAUCUCAGAGCUGGAGGCCACCUACAGAAUGCUGCACAGGAAAGAUGUGGAAUUUCCAAGUGAUUAUCCCUCAGGAUGCCUCCUGGGCUGUGUGGACGUGACUGAUUGUUUAUCACAGGAACAAUUUCAGGAGCAGUAUCCAGACCUGAGCCAGGAGUCCGGCUCUCCAUUUGUCUUUAUCUGCACGAAUCCCCAGGAGAUGGUUCUCAAGUUUCCCAUCAAAGGAAAACACAAAAUCUGGAAGCUGGAUGCAAAGAUCCAUCAGGGAGCAAAGAAGGGGUUAAUGAAGCAGAAAGCCGUGGGGUGAGCGCCGGGGGAGCAGCACUGGUUCCCAUGAAGCACCCAACUGCCUCUGAAGGGAGCCAGGAUGGUCUUCAGCUCUGGAGAGCAGGUGCAAGAUGGAUCCCUGGUCCCAGAUUGUGUUUAGGUAUUGCUUUCUCUCUUGUAUUCCAAAAGUAUUAAAAGAGACUUGUUUUCACCAA
Molecule: messenger RNA, 1897 nt
Organism: Zonotrichia albicollis (white-throated sparrow)
Lineage: Eukaryota; Metazoa; Chordata; Aves; Passeriformes; Passerellidae
Source: RefSeq, a predicted model, not a curated record